AUGCUCCCCAAUGAGGCGAGAACGAGGCCCCUGCCGCCUCUGAAGCCGAGGCAUCAGCUCCAGCUGCGCGAGAUCGCGCCCAGCGAGGGCUCUGAGGUUCUUUCAUCAGAAAUGAAGGUUUCUGGUGUGAAGAGGAAGGCAGAUGCGAGUUCUGCAACUACUAAACCAACAAAACUACAAACUGCUGCCAGGGACUGGAGCUGUGCACUCUGUCAAGUGAGCGCAACCAGUGAGGCUGGUCUGAAUCAGCAUCUUGAAGGAAAAAAGCACAAGGCAAAGCUGGUUCAAUGUGAGCGAUCAAGGUGA
Messenger RNA from Miscanthus lutarioriparius, 306 nucleotides. The record is from the annotation of a GenBank genome assembly. NCBI's taxonomy places the organism in Eukaryota, Viridiplantae, Streptophyta, Magnoliopsida, Poales, Poaceae.